AUGGGGAUUGACCCCGCAACCUCGGUGUUAUCAGCACCAGGUCUGACCAACCGAGGGUCAUUUCCCAGCUGGAACCGGGGACCGUUUUUGUGCAUUUCACCUGCAACCCGCACGUCCCUGUGCCCGCCGGAGCCGCUGACGGUCCCUCCCCUGCGCACAGACCCGUCCCCAUCAUCCCCAUCCCCUCCCUCCCUGCCCCGAACCGCCCGCGGGCACCUCCCCGGCCGCUGCCCCUUUACCUCGGGAGGGCAGAGCCGGGCCGGGACCCCCGAACGGGGGAAGCAGAGCCGGGCUGAGCCGGCGGGUCCCGGCCCCGCUCGGGGCAGGCACGGCCGGGCUGAGCCGCGGCCGAACGUUCAAACCGGCCCCGCUCCCGGCGGCCCCGCGGGCCCCGCGCGUUUCCGUUUCCGCGGGUUACCGGCGACACGGCCCGGCCAGCCCGGCCUGGAGCCCCACCCGAGCACGGCCUGGAGACAGUGGGUGGGCCGGGGGAGCUGCUGGUGCCCAGAAACCUUCACGGGGAGAAACCGCUUGGGCUUAAUUACAGUGCGUGGGAGCCGCGGGGGAGGCACGGCAGGGGCGCGGUCACUGCCUGAGCUCGCCGUGCCAAGAAAACCGAAAAGAAAGAUCCAGAAGAAGGAAGGAAGAAUCCCAAAGAAUCAGAGAAAUCUCCCAGUCCUUUGAGCUCUUCAGUCUCUUCUUCAGUCAAUGAUUGUGUGUAUGUGCAAUCCCAAAUAAAACCUCUGGCUGACUCAUCUA
This is a messenger RNA of Pipra filicauda (Wire-tailed manakin), 759 nucleotides long. Its product is annotated as ESX-1 secretion-associated protein EspI-like. Bases 1 to 684 code for a protein of 227 amino acids. The record is from RefSeq and is a predicted model, not a curated record. The transcript has 2 exons. Lineage: Eukaryota; Metazoa; Chordata; Aves; Passeriformes; Pipridae.